This is a messenger RNA of Eupeodes corollae, 2640 nucleotides long. It is a transcript of the gene Hr78, whose product is annotated as nuclear hormone receptor HR78. Lineage: Eukaryota; Metazoa; Arthropoda; Insecta; Diptera; Syrphidae. The transcript has 4 exons. Bases 338 to 2089 code for a protein of 583 amino acids. Gene Ontology annotation, molecular function: nuclear receptor activity; RNA polymerase II cis-regulatory region sequence-specific DNA binding; zinc ion binding. The record is from RefSeq and is a predicted model, not a curated record. Gene Ontology annotation, biological process: anatomical structure development; regulation of transcription by RNA polymerase II; cell differentiation.
UUCCACAAAAAAAUGGCUACUUCAAAACUUCGCAAGUGACGUGUGACCUAAAAUUAAUUUUUACUGUUUUCAUGCAUUUUUCCAAUUCAAUUUUCUUCUUUAGUUUAAAUCUUUCAAAAAACUCUUAACUUCAAAUUAAAACAUUACUUUGCAAUCUUAAUUAAGGUCACAAAAUAAAUAGAGAAAAAUUAAUUCUCAAAAUGUCAGUGCUGGAAAAAAGAAUGAUUUCCAAAUAAAAAUGUGUUUGUUUAGGUUAACAUAAAUUACAAAAACACACAAAUUCCAAUUCCCAAUCUCGGUUUUCGAAUUUGAAGAACUCCAAUAAAAAGUUCUUGAAAUGAAAAAUAAACUUAUUCAAAAGAUGGAAACAAAUUCUUCUGAUUACUCCGAUGAAAAACCUUCAGUGAAUCUCACUGUCACUGCACACCAUUCGUCAGGUGCGGGCGGAGUUGGAGGCGGUGGCAGUAUGAGCGUGGAGCUGUGUUUGGUAUGCGGCGAUCGUGCCUCUGGUCGUCACUAUGGAGCCAUCAGUUGUGAGGGCUGCAAGGGUUUCUUCAAGCGAUCGAUUCGCAAACAACUCGGCUACCAGUGUCGCGGGGCAAUGAACUGUGAGGUCACCAAACACCAUCGCAACCGAUGCCAGUUUUGCCGAUUGCAGAAAUGUUUAGCCAGCGGCAUGAGAAGUGAUUCCGUCCAACAUGAAAGGAAACCGAUUUUGGAUAAGAAGGAGCCCCAAGCGAGCUCUGGGAAUAGUACAAACACCGGCAGUCCGUCGUCGAGCUAUCAACGGGGAAAGGCCUACAUUCACUCACCCACGUCGGCGGCGGGAGGACUGAGUGGGUCAGCGGCCGCUGCUGCAGCCUUAUCGAUUGAUAGCAAAGUGACGCCGAGCGUCUUCCCACCUAUUCCCAGUUUUAAUUUUGCAGAUUUAACACAGACUUUAAUGUUUGCUCAACAGCAACAGCAGCAACAACAACAACAGCAAUCCCAGCAAGUACCUAAAAUUGAAAACUAUUGUUAUUCCCCCGAAGAACCUACCAUUGACGAGGAUUCCAUGGACAAUAGUACACUGUGUGCCGCGAGUAACAACAAUAACAAUAAUAACAACAACAAUAAUAAUAACAACAGCAAUGCAAGUGUCCUGAACACCCCUGUCUCAGAAAGUCUUCCAACGGCUGCUGCCUCAUCAGUGCAUCUCAUACAAACGUCAAUCGACAAGACGAUCAUUGGGAAGUCACUGGAACUUCUGAAUGCUGUGCAGCUCCACUACGAUCGCAGUGGAGGCUCACAGUUCGAUGGCCUCGUAAAGAGUGAAAUUGACGAUGAAAUGGACGACGAGAGUAUUGAGAAUUGUACCCUCCUCGAUGAAGGAAUCUUCGAUGGACCCCUUCUGCAAGAUCAGCAGGUGGCUUUCAUCCUGCAAGUGCCCUCGCUAGUGUCCACCUAUCUCAACAACCACUACGUCUGUGAGAGCAGUAGUCGAAUAAUAUUUCUAACCGCCUACUGGAUGAAAAAAAUCAUCGCAUUCGAUCAGUUGGACGACAAGAUCCAGACGAAGCUGAUGCGACGGCAUUGGCCGCAGUUGUUUGCCUUAGCGCUGGCGCAAUGUACAGUUCUGUCCAUUGGCACGAUCAUGAGCACACUCGUGGCCAAUAUCCGGCAGCUCUCCGAGGUUGAAAAAAUCGAACCCGAUAAGAUUCGUAAGCUCUGUGAGCACACUCUUCGACUGCACGAAUUCAUCGAGACAGUGAAAACACUCGACAUGCACGACUAUGAAUUCGCCUAUCUGCGAUUGAUACUCGUAUUCAAUACCGACGGAGCUGUCAACAUCAAAGACAUAAAUGGCCGGAAUUACAUUAAACGAGUGCAGCUCCAUGCAAUGAUGGGCCUACGCAAUUAUCUCACCGAGACCAUCCCGCUGCAGGAUGAAAUGGAGGAGCGAUUCAAUAGUAUCAUCCUGCGCCUGAUGCCACUGUGUGCCUUGGAAGCUGAUGUUGUCGAAGAAUUAUUCUUUGCCAAUCUAAUUGGACAAAUUCAGAUUGAAAAUAUGAUACCUUACGUACUUAAGUUGUGUAGCAACGGAGUUUGAGUAAAAAAUUUAAUUUUGUUUCUUUAAAAAGAAGAAAAAGGCAAUGCAAUAAAUUUAGAAUAAAGUAAAGAUAUUUAUACAAACAAACAAAUUAAAAAGAAAAUUGGUUUUGUUAUAAACAAAUUCCUUUUUUCUUUUUUCUAAAAAUGCAAAUUUUAAAAACUGCAUUAUCCCAAAAGGGUAGAAAAGCCCACAAUAUAUAUUAAUUUGUAUAAGAUAAAUAAAUAUACGGACUGAGUAGAUUUUAUUAUUAAGUUUAAAUAUAAAUAAAUUUAAAUAUAUAAACAAAAAGAUAUUUUAGAAGAAUAAAAAAGAAAGAAUAUAUAUACAUAGGUUACAAAUUUUGAAGAAAAAAAAAGAACUAUGAGAACAAAAGAACAAUUGUAAGACUUUUUUAUAUUUUUAGUUUUUAUUUUUAAUUUAAAUAUUACUGUUAAACAUUUGUGUUUUGUAAUUUCGUCACUAUUAUAUAGAAAGUUAUAUACAUAUAAAUAUAUAUAUACAUAAAUUAAGAAAAUAGAAAUGAUCAAAUAAUAAACUAUUGAAUUUAA